Messenger RNA from Homalodisca vitripennis (glassy-winged sharpshooter), 429 nucleotides. RefSeq names its product histone H2B-like. Gene Ontology annotation, cellular component: nucleosome. NCBI's taxonomy places the organism in Eukaryota, Metazoa, Arthropoda, Insecta, Hemiptera, Cicadellidae. The record is from RefSeq and is a predicted model, not a curated record. The coding region runs from base 1 to 429 and encodes 142 amino acids. Gene Ontology annotation, molecular function: protein heterodimerization activity; structural constituent of chromatin; DNA binding. The transcript has a single exon.
AUGCCAACCGAAAGCGAGCGGAAAAGCCGUCAAGAAGGCCGGCAAGGCCAGAAGAACAUCACCAAGGGCGACAAGAAGAAGAAGCGCAGGAGGAAGGAGAGUUAUGCCAUCUACAUCUACAAGGUGCUGAAACAGGUCCACCCCGACACCGGCGUCUCCAGCAAGGCCAUGUCCAUCAUGAACAGCUUCGUGAACGACAUAUUCGAGCGCAUAGCCGCCGAAGCUUCCCGCCUGGCCCACUACAACAAGCGGUCGACCAUCACGUCGCGGGAGAUCCAGACCGCCGUCAGGCUCCUGUUGCCCGGCGAGUUGGCCAAGCACGCCGUGAGCGAGGGUACCAAGUGCCGUGACCAAGUACACCAGCUCCAAGUAAGCCGGCCAGCGCCCAGCGCAACGAGCGAGCCCGCUCCGCACAAACGGCCUUUCUAA